CCCAUGGCACGCGACUGAUGGGAUUCUGGCAUGCUUGAUCUGUUCCCAUCAUUAUAGUUGGUGUUAUUUUGUUGAUGACGGCGGAUCGAUCGGUUUGAAUCGCAGCCAUCUGGUUUAAACCACAGGAGGGAUUUUCACCAUCAUGCAGAAGGUGGAGGGACGGCCAGCCCCGGGCAGCAUAUCCUCCUCCUUGCGGGGUCCAAGUGCUCCUGGCUCACCCAGCAUCAUGGCCCGUGUGAAUGACGAAGUGGUGGAGUACAGGGAUCUUGCUGCUCUGCCCAGAGAUAAAAGUAUUCUACAGGUGGAGAGACCAGAUUUGAUGACCUACCAACCCCACCUCACCUUCUCACCGCUAGACGCGCCGCGUACGCCCCGUAGAGAGAGAUCCCUCUCUCCUUCCUCCAUCUCUCCUCCUCCCUCUCCUGAGCUGAAGGAGUAUAGAGAGGGGGGAGGGUCUCCAGGAGGCUCUACAUUGCAGCUCCGAAAGACAGCCACCCCUGUACAGCAACAUUUCCACACGCCAGAUAAUGGUGCCAACAUCUACAAGAAGUUGCCUAAUUUUAAACAGGAGGUCAGCAAGCAGCACGUGAUGGCCAGCAUCAUCCAGUCGUCUAUGUUCCCAGCAGCUCAGAAACCAGACCCCAAUCUGCCCUCAAAGAUAGAGACAGAGUACUGGCCCUGUCCUCCUUCACUGGCUACUAUGGAGAUCGAGUGGAGGAGGAAGAAGGAGGAAGAGGAAGAGGGGAAGGAUGAAUUUGAAGACCUGACUGAUGAUGCCAAGACACUGCAGGAGCAGGAGCUCCACAAGAUCAAGUCUAACCUGGGCAGGCUGAUCCUGAAGGAGGAGAAGGAGGAAAAGGAGAAGGCUCUACUUGGCAUUGGACGCAGGAAGACUCAGUCACUGCCAGACAGAACGCACAUGCACACCAGUUCCUCCUUGAAGUCCUCCUCCCACUCAGGUCUGACCAGGAUGCAGUCAGCAGAGUUUGCUAUAGAGGGGGAUCAGGGCAGAGCAGAGAAUGGCGAGGCACCGCGGGAAAGGAUGGACAGAGGAAACUCACUGCCAAGUAUGCUGGAACAGACGAUCUACCCAUAUGAAAUGCUCAUAGUCACCCAUAGAGGGCGCUGCAAGCUUCCGCCGGGCGUGGACCGUACCAGACUGGAGAGACACCUUUCUCCUGAGGACUUUGAGCGUCUGUUCGGAAUGCCCAUUGCUGAGUUCGACCGCCUGUCGCUGUGGAAACGAAAUAAUCUGAAGAAAAACGUUCAACUUUUCUAGCAGGAAGUGACCUUAUCCGUCAGACAGGAAACAGGAACCGCUGCACUGCCUAACGAAGAAUACCACACAACAAACUAUCACUCCCUAACUACCCAUAUCACAUACUAACUUACCCUAUAUCAUAUCAUACACAUAUUCUUCUAUCUGUAUGUUCCUUCGUAUCCUUUAGUCGCCACUAGCUUUACUAUAGAGCAUCAGUACAGAGACAAGCCUGGCCCUAACCAUCCCUAUCAUAUGCAAUGAGAAUCUCCUAGUAUCUACUGCCUCCCUACCCCCAUACACAGACGCAACCACCUACUCACACAAUACAUAUUACGGCUUUUAUUACACUCAGAAACUGGAAAUAUUAUUUUCAUGAUAAAUCCAUGUACAUUAUCAGAGAUUUUGUAAAUGUGAUUUAUGAUUGACCGAUUGGGAUCUUUGUCUUCUGUAACGUAUUAGUUCUAUAUUCAUGUUAAUGUGUUACCCAAGAUUGAGGUUGACUGAGAUUAUUUAUUUGAAUAUGAUUAUAUCUUUUAGUCUCGCAAAACAGUAGAGCAAUCUUUUAUCCCUGUGGAACAUCAGGAAUUACUUACAUUCCAAUCCCACAUCGAACCCAGGACCAGACCCAUAACCCCUACCUCCCAACCCUACAGUGUAUAUGCUGAAUUUAGAAAAUGAAUAAAAUAUGAAUAAAAUAAA
Molecule: messenger RNA, 1960 nt
Organism: Salmo salar (Atlantic salmon)
Lineage: Eukaryota; Metazoa; Chordata; Actinopteri; Salmoniformes; Salmonidae
Gene: dmtn
Product: dematin actin binding protein
Biological process (GO): lamellipodium assembly; cytoskeleton organization; actin filament bundle assembly
Cellular component (GO): actin cytoskeleton; plasma membrane
Molecular function (GO): actin filament binding
Source: RefSeq, marked provisional